Molecule: messenger RNA, 3531 nt
Organism: Nothobranchius furzeri (turquoise killifish)
Lineage: Eukaryota; Metazoa; Chordata; Actinopteri; Cyprinodontiformes; Nothobranchiidae
Product: angiotensin-converting enzyme-like
Biological process (GO): proteolysis
Cellular component (GO): plasma membrane
Molecular function (GO): metallopeptidase activity; peptidyl-dipeptidase activity
Source: RefSeq, a predicted model, not a curated record
UGGCUGUCCUGAAAGCUGUGAGCAGAUGAAUAAAUAAAAAGACCACGCUGUCUGGCUGAGAACUCCGUCUUCGACUCCUUCUUUAAAAAUAACAGAAAAUGCACACAGUUACAGAAGAAUGUGAGUGUCUAAGGAAGAAGAAGCCACACAAGCGGAGCUGCGCACCUCUGACCCUAGACCCAGUCCACUUACCCAUUCCAGCUGGGUUCCAUAGACUUUCUUCUCUUAGAAAAGUGUAAGCAUGGCUAUCAGUACAUAUUGGUGAUCAUGGAUCAUUUCACAAGGUUUGCCCAAGCCUAUGCCAAGCUCAUGACAAGAUUAAAAGAACUCUCAGGGAUCCAGGGUUCCCACACAACACCAUACCACCCACAGGGCAAUGGACAGGUGGACAGAUUCAACCGAACCCUGCUGUCCAUGCUGUGGACCAUGGAGGACAAGGAUAAGGAUGAUUGGAAUGGGUCACUGACUAAAGUUGUUCAUGCAUACAACUGUACAAAGAGCGAGGCAACAGGCUUUGCCCCAUAUUACCUCAUCUUUGGGUAUUCUCCACAUUUGCCCGUCGACCUGCUCUUCGACCUUAAAAACGAUGAAGCUCACGUGGACUACAAGGACUAUGUUAGCAAGUGGAAAAAGAGAAUGCAGGAGGCCUACACAGUUGCUUCUCACACAGCUAUGAAGGAAGCUGCUCGAGGGAAAGCAUACUUUGACAGGAGAGUUAAAGGAAGAGACCAUCAGCCUGAUGACAGAGUUCUCCUCCGGAAUCUCAAAACGAGAGGUGGACCAGCAAAACUCCAAUCCUACUGGGAGAGCCAAGUUUGCAAGGUGAAGGAGAGAAAAACAGAUGACGAAUCAGUCCUGAAAAAUGGCCAAGGAAGAGAAAAGGUGGUGCACCGGAAUCUCCUGCUGCGCACCGAGUAGCUCCGGUUAACUUUGUUGUCCUCUGUUUCUGCAGAAGCGUCCUCCUGCCCUGGACUUCUCACAGCUGAACCAGGCAUCUCCCAGAGUCUCAUCAUCAUUGAUACUGAUCAGCGGUGUAAACUGAGAAAGGACUGGGUGUGAGGGGGAGACAGAUGCGCAGCACACAGCGGACACGCAAGGACCUUUUAUCUGAUGCUUUUCCUUGCACUUACGUUAAUCCAGUAAAGGAAACGAAUCAUUUCAUCCUGGUAUCUCAUCGGGUCUGCUUUAAUCCUCUAAGGCCAUUUUAUUUGGUUCUGUUCAUUUUAUUGUUAUGUGGACCGAGGCUUUGGGUGGAAGAUUCCGGAGGUGAUGAGUCGUCCCGCACCACAUCGGCGUGUCACUGUCCAUGGUGCUGAAUGAGACAGAGCUCUUGAGAGCCGCAGCGGCAGCCGCCAGGUUGGAAGAAAAGACGCACCGGUUGGAGAAGUGGAUGAGGCAGCUCGUUUGUAGGAUUUGAACCCUUUUCUUCUCCUCAACCCUUGUUAAGUUGGAGCCAGCCAUGGGUGGAGGUGGUGUACACAGGUUAGUAAAUUCUCUGCUGAUGCUUCUGCCAGUGCUGCUGCGCUGUGAAGCACUGCGAGAGAGCUGGCAGCCUGGAAACUACACCAACAGCACAGCUGACGCGCAGAGGUUCCUCAGCGAUUACAACAGCACUGCUGAGGAGGUGUUCUUCUUCAGCGUGUCAGCCAGCUGGAACUACGACACAAACCUAACGGAUUAUAACUCCAACCUCCAGGUUAGUGCAGCUCUAGAGGAACAAGCCUUCACUGAGGCCUGGGGGAAGAAGGCCAAGCAGGUCUUUUCUAAUGAGCUUCUUGACUUUGAAGACAAGAGGCUGAUGGAGGGCAUCAUGCUGCUGGGACCUGCCAACCUUCCCCAGAAGGAAAGAGAGGAGUACAACACCAUUCUCAGCAUCAUGGAACGUAUUUAUUCAACAACUAAGGUACACCCACGGCCAAACAUAAGCUGGAGCCUGGAACCUGAGCUAACAGACAUCAUGGCCAAAUCCAGGAGCUACAAGAAGUUGCUCUACGUUUGGGAAGCCUGGCACAAUGACUCUGGCGUGCCUAUAAAGGCGUACUACCCCAGGUUUGUUGAGCUCAGCAACAAAGCCUCUAGAGGAGAUGGAUUCAAUGACACUGGAGCAGAGUGGCGCUCUUGGUACGAGACUCCAACUUUUGAGCAGGAUAUAGAAAAGCUCUACAGGACCAUCGAGCCACUUUACCUGAACCUGCAUGCAUUUGUGCGCCGCAAACUCUACAACUUCUAUGGACCCAGAUAUAUCAACCUGAAGGGACCAAUUCCUGCACACCUGCUGGGAGAUAUGUGGGCCCAGACCUGGAACAACAUCUUUGACAUGAUGGUCCCAUUUCCUGACAAACCCAACGUGGAUGUGACGGCUGAAAUGGUUAAACAAGGCUACAAUGCUACACACAUGUUCCGUGUGGCCGAGGAGUUCUUCACCUCCUUGGAUUUAGCAGAAAUGCCUAAAGAAUUCUGGGAAGGUUCUAUGCUUGUUAAGCCUGAGGAUCGAGAGGUAGUGUGUCACGCGUCUGCCUGGGACUUUUACAACCGCAAAGACUUCAGGAUUAUGCAGUGCACCACAGUGACCAUGGAGCAGUUCAUCACUGCUCACCAUGAGAUGGGACACAUCGAGUAUUUCUUGCAGUACAAGGACCAGCCUGUGGGCUUUCGCGAUGGAGCCAACCCCGGAUUUCACGAAGCCAUCGGCGAUCUUAUGGCACUUUCUGUUUCGACCCCAAAGCACCUGCACAAAAUUAACCUGCUAGAAUCGGCAACCUCUGACGAAGAAACUGACCUUAACUUCCUGUUGAAGAUGGCUCUGGAGAAGAUUGCCUUCCUUCCUUUUGGUUACCUCAUUGACCAGUGGAGAUGGGGGGUAUUUGAUGGGCGCACCCCUCCAGAUAAAUACAACUCUGAGUGGUGGUACCUCAGAACCAAAUACCAAGGAAUUUGCCCACCCACCAAGCGUACAGAGGACCAAUUUGAUCCUGGUGCAAAAUUCCACAUCCCUGAAAAUGUACCAUACAUCAGGUAUUUUAUCAGCUUCAUCCUGCAGUUCCAGUUUCACGAGAAGCUGUGUGAAGCAGCCCAUCACACUGGCCCUCUGCACACAUGUGACAUCUACCGGUCUGCAGAAGCAGGAGCCAUUCUAAAGAAAGUUCUUCAGGCUGGCUCUUCCAAACCUUGGCCUGAUGUGCUCCAGGAGGCCAUUGGCACCAGAGAGAUAAAUGCCAACUCACUAAUGACAUACUUUGAGCCUGUAACAAAGUGGCUGCAAGAACAAAAUGUGAAAGAGACCCUGGGAUGGCCUGAAUUUAAUUGGGUCCCACCCAUUCCUGAGGGCUACACAGGAGAUGGUCAAGAAUACUGAUGUGGUCCAUUCAAAGAAGUCAUGUGAAGUGAUGUAGAACAGACUUCACUGAAUCCCAAGAGGGAGGCCAUGGUGAGAAGUUGUCUGGAGUCUCUGAACUCUUGCUGCUGCUGCUCUUUAGCUUCAUUGUACAUCCAUGAUAUUCUUUGUACGAAUAAAUAAAACAAAGAAAUUGA